Messenger RNA from Brachypodium distachyon (stiff brome), 1718 nucleotides. RefSeq names its product acyl transferase 7. The coding region runs from base 145 to 1458 and encodes 437 amino acids. NCBI's taxonomy places the organism in Eukaryota, Viridiplantae, Streptophyta, Magnoliopsida, Poales, Poaceae. The record is from RefSeq and is a predicted model, not a curated record. The transcript has a single exon.
UAGCUGCCAAGUCAAGCAACCAACAAAUCAACACAAAGCAAAGCAAUCGGCUGAGCAGCAACAAUCAUCUCCGUCUCCAUCACAUCCAAUCCACUGAUCAAUUCCUCUUCUCACCAACUCCGAUCUGUCACAUUCUCGUCUCCCAUGGCGGCAGCCAACAAGUCCGUCUCACGGCUGCCGCAGCGGCUGGUGCUCCCGGCGGAGCCCACGCCGGCCGGCCCGCUCCGGCUGUCCUGGCUCGACCGCUACCCGACCCAGAUGGCCCUCAUCGAGUCGCUCCACGUCUUCAAGCCCGCCCCCGCCCACGACGGCGCGGACCCGGCCCGCACCAUCGAGCGGGCCCUGGCCCAGGCCCUGGUCCGCUACUACCCGCUCGCCGGCCGCCUCGCCUUCACGGACGACGGCGGGCAGUCCCACGUGGACUGCGGCGGGCCCGGCAGCGGCGUGUGGUUCACGGAGGCCGCGGCGGCGUGCGGGCUGGAGGACGUCGACUACCUGGAGCACCCCAUGAUGAUCCCCAAGGACGCGCUCCUCCCGCCCACGCCGCACGCCGCCGAGGAAGGCGACGAGCGGAGGCUCGUCCUGCUCGUCCAGGUCACCUCCUUCGCCUGCGGCGGCUUCGUCGUCGGGUUCCGCUUCAGCCACGCCGUCGCCGACGGCCCCGGCGCCGCGCAGUUCAUGGCCGCCGUCGGAGACCUCGCUCGCGGGGCAGAGUCCCUGUCAAUGGAGCCGCAGUGGGGCCGCGACGCGGUGCCCGACCCGGCCGGCGCCGUCGUGGGCGCCCUGCCGGACCCCGCCGGCGCGAAGCGGCUCGAGUACCUGGCCAUGGACAUCUCCGCGGACUACAUCGACCACUUCAAAUCCCAAUACAACUCCAGCAACAAUGGCGGCGGCGCCCGGUGCUCGGCGUUCGAGGUGCUGGUGGCCAAGGCGUGGCAGAGCCGCACCCGGGCCGCCGGCUUCGACCCAUCCGCCACCGUCCACCUCUGCUUCGCCAUGAACGCCCGGCCGCUGCUCCACGCGUCGCUCCCUUCCGCCGGCGCCGGGUUCUACGGCAACUGCUACUACAUCAUGCGCGUGUCGGCGCCCGCGGGGAAAGUCUCGGGCUCCUCCGUGCCCGAGGUCGUGAAGAUCAUCAAGGACGGGAAGCGGCGGAUGCCGGCGGAGUUCGCGCGGUGGGCGAGCGGGGAGGCCGGCGCCGGAGGGGAAGACCCGUACCGGAUCACGUCGGACUACCGGACGCUGCUGGUGUCGGACUGGACCAGGCUCGGGUUCGCCGAGGUCGACUACGGCUGGGGUCCCCCGGCGCAUGUCGUGCCGUUGACGAACCUCGACUACAUCGCCACCUGCAUCCUGGUGAAGCCAUGGGCGCACAAGCCCGGGGCGAGGCUCAUCACCCAGUGCGUCACGCCUGACCGAGUCGCUGCGUUCCACCAGGGCAUGCUCGACAUGAACUGAUUGAUCGAGCUUCAGCUGAGCUGACCGAUUGGAGAAGAUGGCUGAAGGCGGAAGGAAUCGAUUGACUGUUGAUUGAUUAUUUUGGCAUGCUUUGUACUUUCGGAUUGGUUACAUGGACGAAUUGGCUGACGGUGGAGUGUCAUUGGCUCAUUGCUGUGCAGUGAAGCUCAAAAUAACUUUCGGAAUUACUCUCUCCACUCUAAUAUCAAGUCACUCAAAUUUGUCUAAAUAUUAAUGUACGCAUGAAAAACGUUUAAAUA